This is a messenger RNA of Cokeromyces recurvatus, 672 nucleotides long. RefSeq lists its product as uncharacterized. The record is from RefSeq and is a predicted model, not a curated record. Gene Ontology annotation, biological process: positive regulation of neuron differentiation. Lineage: Eukaryota; Fungi; Mucoromycota; Mucoromycetes; Mucorales; Mucoraceae. The transcript has 5 exons. Bases 47 to 580 code for a protein of 177 amino acids. Gene Ontology annotation, cellular component: nucleus.
UUCUUUUCUAAAUCGCUUGUUUUUUUAUGUUUAUCCUAGAUUUAUAAUGAAUAAUAAUUCUAACAAUGAUAAUACAACAUUACUUAAAGAACAAUUAAAUUCGCUUCAAGAAUUAAGACAAAAAACGCAAGAAUUGAUUGAUUGUAAAGCAGCAUUGGUAUCAAAAUCAGAAAUUUUAGACCAUAAAAAAGAUCUAUUAGAAGAAGCCAAUUCAGAAAGGCAAAGAUUGCAAAAAGAAAAAACAUUAUUAAGAGAAAUGUUGCAAAAUAUUAAUCAAGAUUUAAACUCGAUUGUAGAAGUUGAGCGAACUUUAGCAAAAGAAAGUGAAGAUCUUGAAAGAUCUAUAAAUAAAUUAAAAACCGAGCAUUAUGAGCCUUUACACGACCAGGUGAAUGAGAUACGGUUAAAAAAUGGGUUGACUAAACUACCUCAUAUCCAACAAGAAUUAGAAGCAAGAAUGGCAAAAAUACUAGAAGAGAGAAGAGUGAAAUGGCAGCAAGAAGAAAAUGCAACUUCAUCUUUCUCGGCAAAGAGGAAGUUAAAUUCACCAAAUGCAAGUAACAGAUCAAGGAGAAAUUAAGUAAAUAAAAAAAAAAAAUAACAUGUAUAUUUUUUUUUCAAUUUAUUUUUUUUCUAUUUAUUUCAAUUUUUGUUUCCGUUUUUUUUUUUUUU